AUGGCGCUAGACACUGUCCUCCAUCUGCAGCUUUCUCUAUGGCUUUCGCUUGUAAUCGCCGCACCUGUUCUAACACUGAUUCAUGACGUAUGGCUAUGGCUACGAAUGCCCCCAGGCCCGACGCCUCUCCCAUUCCUCGGCAACAAACUGCAACUCCCCAAGUCGCGGCCAUGGCUUCAGUUCCAGGAAUGGGCAAAAACAUAUGGCCCCAUCUUCACCAUUUGGAUCGGCCGUAGACCCACCAUUGUCAUAUCGGACCCCAACAUCGCCGUCGACCUGAUGGAGAAACGGAGCGCAAAGUAUUCGUCUCGGCCCCGCAUGGUGGCCAUGGGCGAGAUACUCUGGGAUAACGCAAGUAUACUGGUGCAGCCCUAUGGCAAGGCAUGGAGUGUGCGAAGGAAGCUGCUCCAUCAGGCCAUGACGCCCAAGGCGCUGCGAUUGUACAAGCCAGUGCAAACAGCCGAGGCAUCACGUUUGUGCGCUCAAUUGCUCGAGGAUCCGGCUAACUGGGAAAAGCUGCUUGAGCGCUACACUUCAAGUAUUGUCUUCUGCGUCGCGUAUGGUCACCGCAUUGACUCGCUCAAUGCCCAAGUUAUCCGCCAGCGCUUCAAGUUUAUGCAUGUCGCUGCGUCGCUCAAUGUGCCCGGCAAAUACAUGGUCGAGUCCUUUCCCAUGUUCAAGUACAUUCCUGAUGCGCUGGCUCCAUGGAAAGCCGAUAUCAAGGCGCGUGGACGCGAAGAAGCGGCCGCUAAUAUGGCCUUGGUUGGGACGGUCCGCUCCGAUGUUGCGCGGGCCAAAAGCCAAGGCGAGGAUAUCCCAGACUCGCUGUGCAAGCUUCUCUUGGAGCUGAGAGAGCAAGAACAUAUACCCCUGUCUGAUCGCGAUUUCUCGUAUAUCCCUGCGUCGCUGUUUGGCGCUGGAUCCGACACGACCGCCUCGACGCUCUGCACUGGUUUCCUGGCGCUAGUCACACACCCGGAAACCCUCCAUGCCGCCCACGCCGAGCUGGAUGCUGUCAUUGGACCCCAUCGCAGCCCGACAUUUGAAGACGAAGCCAGUUUGCCGUACAUGCGUGCCCUCGUCAAGGAAGUCCUGCGUUGGCGUCCUGUUGCAGUCCUUGGCGGGACACCGCACGCCUCGACCGAAGACGAUCGCUACGAAGGCUACUACAUACCUUCUGGUACGACCGUGUUGGGAAACUCAUGGGCCAUCAACCUGAAUGAAGAGUACUAUCCAGAUCCGCACCGCUUCGACCCCACGCGUUUCCUCGAUGCCGCGCUGGCUCAACGCGCAAAAGCCCCAACGCUACUAACAGGCAAACCACAUCCCGCGAAAGCAGGCCACUCAUCAUUUGGCUGGGGCCGACGAAUCUGCCCGGGCGCGAGCCUCGCAGAAAACAGCCUCUACGUUGCUCUGGCAAAGACGCUCUGGGCCUUUGACAUCCAGCCCAAGCACGGGGUGCAGUACGACACAUUCGCCUACACCGAAGGCUUCAACAUCCGACCGCAGAAGUUUGAAUGCGAGAUUAAGCUCAGAAGUGAGGCUCACGGGGAGGUGCUGAUGAGAGACCUGAAGCAAGCAGAGGGCGUGCUUGACAAGUUUACGCCGUUUCAAGAGUAA
Exserohilum turcica Et28A is the source of this 1620-nucleotide messenger RNA. RefSeq lists its product as uncharacterized. Gene Ontology annotation, molecular function: iron ion binding; heme binding; oxidoreductase activity, acting on paired donors, with incorporation or reduction of molecular oxygen. The transcript has a single exon. The record is from RefSeq and is a predicted model, not a curated record. The coding region runs from base 1 to 1620 and encodes 539 amino acids. Lineage: Eukaryota; Fungi; Ascomycota; Dothideomycetes; Pleosporales; Pleosporaceae.